AAAAGUUUCGACCGCAGUGUACAGUAAGAUCUCAUACGUACGUGGCGCUGCCUGUCUCAAACUUUUGGCGAUGCUGUACACUGUUCAUGUCCUACACAAUCACACCUUAUGCAUGGAUAGGGCCCCUACACAUAUAGAGAGCGCCUCUGUAAACUUGGCAACAUCGCAAUUUUUCAGUAUAUAGUAGCGUCCAACGUGAAAGUGUCAGAGUUCUGUAAAGUUAUAUUUGUUUUGUGAAAAAAAACUCUUGAUAAUGGCAACCCAAACGCGAUUCAAGGGUCAGUUUGUGAAGAAAAAAGUGCUCGAUAAAAAACUAAAAGCAGUUUCCGCCAUGUGUCGAGCGAAUGCCGCUAAACGAGAGGACAGUGGACAUAACCUCCAUGAUCGGCAACAAGAAUUUGCUGUCGAAGGGCGCCGAAUCGUCGAUUUAGAAUAUCUGGCCCAACAAUUGAAGUGUAUUCGCUGCAAAAAAGAUAUUUUAUUGAGGAAAGCGGUGAAAGAAACGCGAAUGGGAUUGAACUCAAUUCUGCACAUUGCCUGCGACGAGUGUUGUUCUAUAACCCAAGUACGCACAGGCAAAACACACGGAACGUUGGAAAAUAAGACGCACGCUCAUGUGAAUACGAAAGCUGUAUUGGGUGCAGUUCAUUCUGGCAUUGGAGAAACGGCGUUGAACAAAUUAUUGAAUUGUUUAAACAUCCCAACCAUCGGGUCCCAUGUUUUUAAAAAAUAUGAAAGAGAAAUUGGACCAGCAUUGGAAGCUGCUGCGAAAGAUUCCUGCCGUAGAGCUGCUGAAGAGGAAAAGAAAUUAGUUAUAGAGAAUAUGGAAAGAUUGUGCCAGGAAUUGUAAGUUUUCACAACAAUCUAAUAUUUCUAUAACAAUCCUACAUCCCAGUGGAUAAGACUGAGACGGCGCAAGAGCUCUCACUAGCAUCUGAGUUCAUUCGCAGUGUCACCUUUGCAUACUGGAAUGCAGGAUUGCUAUAGAUUUUUUCCAGCGCCUCGACACCAAGUAUUAACUUGCGGUCAAGCUGCUAUUGUGACUUCAGUGUUUAUUGUUGAGAAAAAAAAACGUACGUGUAAUUUUUGCAAAUGUGACUUAUCUCAAUAAUUAACUCCACUAUGUCUGUUAUCGUAAUGAAAAUAGUUAUCAUGGCAUACAACACCGUAAGAAAUUUUGUGAAAUAAAUUUUACUGCUGCGUCAGGAAUCUAGAUUUUGUGUCAUCGCAGUCAACAUUCAAUGCAGCGAAAUGAUAAAUUCUCACUGCGGUGACAGAUAUUGUAGAGGAAAUAGUUAUGGUAUACAACACUGUAAGAAAUUUUGUAAAAUAAAUUUUACUGCUGCGUCAGGAAUCUAGAUUUUGUGUCAUCGCAGUCAACAUUCAAUGCAGUGAAAUGAUAAAUUCUCACUGCGGUGACAGAUAUUGUAGAGGAAAUAGUUAUGGUAUACAACACUGUAAGAAAUUUUGUAAAAUAAAUUUUACUGCUGCGUCAGGAAUCUAGAUUUUGUUUCAUCGCAGUCAACAUUCAAUGCAGCGAAAUGAUAAAUUCUCACUGCGGUGACAGAUAUUGUAGAGGAAAUAGUUAUGGUAUACAACACUGUAAGAAAUUUUGUAAAAUAAAUUUUACUGCUGCGUCAGGAAUCUAGAUUUUGUGUCAUCGCAGUCAACAUUCAAUGCAGCGAAAUGAUAAAUUCUCACUGCGGUGACAGAUAUUGUAGAGGAAAUAGUUAUGGUAUACAACACUGUAAGAAAUUUUGUAAAAUAAAUUUUACUGCUGCGUCAGGAAUCUAGAUUUUGUUUCAUCGCAGUCAACAUUUAAUGCAGCGAAAUGAUAAAUUCUCACUGCGGUGACAGAUAUUGUAGAGGAAAUAGUUAUGGUAUACAACACUGUAAGAAAUUUUGUAAAAUAAAUUUUACUGCUGCGUCAGGAAUCUAGAUUUUGUGUCAUCGCAGUCAACAUUCAAUGCAGCGAAAUGAUAAAUUCUCACUGCGGUGACAGAUAUUGUAGAGGAAAUAGUUAUGGUAUACAACACUGUAAGAAAUUUUGUAAAAUCAAUUUUAUUGCUGCGUCAGGUGAAAUGAUAUAGAUUUAGUGUCAUCGCAGUCAAUAUUCAUUGCAGUGAAAUGAUAAAUUCUCACUGCGUUGAGCAUAACAUUUUAUCAGCGUGGCACUCCAUCUCCCUUUUUAUGAAUCCCUUAUUGUAAUUAUAUUAAAUUUGUAUAUAGCGGUGAGAAUCAAAUCCAUCUGUAAAUUGAUAUUUUU
Molecule: messenger RNA, 2266 nt
Organism: Neodiprion fabricii
Lineage: Eukaryota; Metazoa; Arthropoda; Insecta; Hymenoptera; Diprionidae
Exons: 2
Coding region: 254-850 (198 amino acids)
Source: RefSeq, a predicted model, not a curated record